Messenger RNA from Acanthopagrus latus (yellowfin seabream), 1748 nucleotides. Its product is annotated as zona pellucida-like domain-containing protein 1. Lineage: Eukaryota; Metazoa; Chordata; Actinopteri; Spariformes; Sparidae. Gene Ontology annotation, cellular component: cell surface. Bases 746 to 1726 code for a protein of 326 amino acids. The transcript is spliced from 11 exons. The record is from RefSeq and is a predicted model, not a curated record.
UCAACACAUGAAUCAAGUUUUCUUUUUUCCUUUUUUUUCUGCGGAGGCGCUGCAUGUUUUGAUGUUAAGGCCCAGCUUAUGUUACCUUUUGUAUGAGAAGUUUCAUCUUACACCUCUUUGUUACUUGUUGGCCACUAUAAAUGGGGAGAAAUGGCAACAAAUAGCCAGACCAAAAAAUGAAGACUCUCAGGUGGGACCUCAGAACAAUGAAGCUAGUGAUCCUCGUGUGCCAGCUUGGCCUCGUUCUGAGGGCGGGUGCCCAGGUGCCUGAAAGUUGCAUCGGACAUGAGACAUACAGACCUCCAGAAUUCAGGGACAUAACUGCCACCUGUGGCACCGAGUAUAUUACCCUGAACAUCUACCUGUGCCCAGUGUACCAAGCUCUCUACACUGAGUCUCUCAUGGUCCUCAAUAAUCAAUACGACAAACCCGAGUGUUUCGGGAUGGCUGACUGGGCCGCUGACCCACCGGUCUUGAAGUUCAUAAUCUCCUUAAAGGAAAAUUCCCUCUCAUCCUGCAAUACUACGCUGAAGGUAAUGGUAGCUUUUCCAACUUCUUUUAUCAAAUGAGACACUUUUUUUCUUGUGGUUUGAGCAUUAAGUAGAUUUUCCAGACAAUAAUCAGAAAAUGUGUGUUUUUUUAACAGAUAAUAGAUCAUUUGGGGGGCGGGCUUUUUGGUGACUUCUCAAAUGUGCAGUCGGUCAACAUCUCCGGCACUGUUACCUCUGUGAACACUGCUACAGGUAUGAUCACCUACCAAUCGCAGAUCCUGUACAAGUUCUCCUGCCUCUACCCGAUGCAGUACCUCCUGAACAACACCAAACUGGCUGUAUCUGGUGCGAGUCUCAUGAUAAAAGACAACAAUGGGAGCUUCAUCAGCACACUGAGUAUGCAACUCUGCAGAGACAACCUAUACAAAGAACUUCUCAUUAUCCCAGAAGAAGGACUCAGCCCAAGGACAGAGAUUUAUGUUGCAGUUAAGGCUACUGAACUAUCAGACAGAUUCAACGUGCUGCUGGACAGAUGCUAUGCAUCAACCAGCCCAUAUCUCACACACAGCACCUAUCAUGACCUUUUUAUUGGGUGUGCACGUGAUGCACACACUAAGGUGGAGCUCAACGGGGCGUCUCAGGUGGCGCACUUCUCCUUCGAGGCCUUCAGAUUCACGGAGCACAGAAAUCAGACAGUCUCCACCUUCUACCUGCACUGCAUCACCCGACUGUGUGAGGUGUCUUCGUGUAGCCGACUAUUGCCUAACUGCAGCUCUUCCCGUCGAAUGUCAAAGAGAGAGGCCCAGUCUGUGUCUGACAGCACGACCGUCACUUCUUCUGCCAUCCACGUGGGAACGCUGGACACCGACGCUGUGCUGAGCACCACAGACGUGCCUCCACGUUAUCCCACUUUGGAACAAAACAUAUAUAAAAACGAUCCUCCAGCUUCCUCAGUUUUUAAUGGUGGGGCUACAUCAUCUCCGAGCUGCUACAGCAUCCCCUCAGUGGCUCCUUCAUAUGGCUUUAUUGACAGCACAGCUGAAGAGAUGACAGGAAGCAAAGAGCCCCGGGCCGGGACUCGAACCCGGGGCUGCUGCAGCGAGGACAAAUCCUCUGUACACGGGAUGCCACCUCCACCAACCGAGCUAAACGGCGCCCUGCUUCCAACCUCUUCUACACAAUGUUGGCUGGACAAAAGUCCAUUUGGCAGUCACAUAUAUGUUCAAUUAAAUUAAUACAAUAAAUAAAAAAAAAGGG